ACCAGAGGCCUCGAGAGCGUCCAAUCGACCGGAAGUCAUUCAUUUUCUAUGACAGCCAGCGUCUCUCGCGGCGAGUCUUGGGCGUUGUGGGCCUCAGAAGAAAGUUCAAGUGCAGCCAAUAUUAUAGUAAUGAGCUUUGACGCGGUUCGGCGGCAACAUUUGGAAUAUAGAAGUGCUCCGCUCUAGCGAAGUCUGGAGAGCGCAACAGUGUAAACUUUGGUUCCCACCAAACAUUAGUUCCGAAGACAAAAUGGAGGAGAAAAGUAGUAUUGCCGUGGCGGGUUACCCCGUAAUAUUUGAUCUGUCCCUGUUUGCUUACAGGGAUAUAAAUAAAAUAAAACAACGAUGCGUGGACAAAGGUGUCUGAAAUUGUUGGAGUGCCAGAACGUUUAGAUUUUGGGAGACCAUGGAGACAGAGUUGAACUCCUUCCAUGUGGAGUUCCCUGACUUUUCCUGUUCCCUUCUGAAGAAACUGAACCAGCAGCGUCAAAGGGGUCAACUGUGUGACCUCAUCGUGUCCAUAGGUGGCCAUCAGUUCCGGGCUCACCGCGCCGUGCUGGCCGCCAGUUCGCCGUACUUCUGUGAUCAGGUGCUGCUGAAGAACAGCGCCCGGGUGGUUUUGCCAGAUGUCAUGCAUCCUGGCGUCUUCGAGCAGCUACUCUUGUCCUGCUACACAGGAGCGCUCUCUGUGCCAUCCGGCGAGGUGGUGGCCUUCCUCACUGCUGCAAGCUUCCUGCAAAUGUGGCACGUGGUUGACAAAUGUACUGAGCUUCUAGAAGUGGGACAUAAGAAAAGCAACCGUGGCGGGCAUUUUGAAUAUGGUACGUCUCCGAGGGUGGACGAUUAUGGCACGGAUAACGAGGAUGAAGGCCGGACCUCAUGUCAAGAGGAAGAUCUAGUUAAAGACGGGAUUUCAAUUCCUGUUUUACAAAGUGCUAGUUGCUCUUCUCCGGAAGAUCCGUGCAGUGAGAAUGGAUUGGAUGCUAUGGAGAAUCAGUGCUCGAGACCUGCCUAUGUACCACCGAGCAUUAUGGGACACAGGAAAAAGGUGCAUGUGAAAGCAGAGAGGACCAAUCGAGAACCCUGUCUGUUUGGCGACGAGUCCACCGUAGUAGCUAAUACGGACCAGAACUGUCACACUCCAAAUAUCGUUGAGGAUUGUUUUGAUGAGAAACUAGUGAAACGUCUUGAGGAGUGCUUGGAUAGAGAUUGCUCCUACGAAGAGCCCUUGGACUUCUACGGAACCUCCACGGAAGGCUUUUCGCAAGCUGCGGACGAGAACCCCAACCUAACAUCCAAGGAUAAACAGCCACUAGAUGGAGUUACGGUUGUUGCUAAAGACGAGGAGGCCUCAGCCCACAGUGACAGUGGCCUAAACGAGCAAACGUCUCACUCUGGGUUUGCCUCUGUGGUUUAUAAGCUCUAUCCGUGUCAGUGUGGCAAGAGCUUCACGCACAAAAGCCAGCGAGACCGCCACAUGAGUAUGCACCUGGGUUUACGGCCAUUUGGGUGUGCCGUUUGUGGCAAAAGCUUCAAGAUGAAGCAUCACUUGGUGGGCCACAUGAAGAUCCACACUGGUAUUAAACCGUACGAGUGCAGCAUGUGCGCGAAACGUUUCAUGUGGAGAGACAGCUUCAACCGCCAUACCUCCACAUGUGCAAGGGCCCACCAGAAACGACGAAACAGAGUGGAACCCGCCUCCUUGUAAGAGCGCAUGAGAGGGUGUCAUUACCAGAAUGCCAAACCAAUCCACAGCCUAGAGUAAAGAUAGAGAUUCUUUGGUUACUAUUUAAAAUAAGCACCUCAAUUUUGAACAAAGGGCCUCUGGGAGAUUUUGUUCAGGUGUACCUCAGAAAACACAAAGGCUGCAUCUGAAAUUGUGAACUGUCAGAAUAUGCACCGCAUUUGAUGAAGAACAUACUUCUUCAUCCGGGAAUGUGGGCAUUGUCUCGUGACCUGAAUAUAUACUGUAGUAAUAACCACGAAAAUAAUUUACUUUGGUCUUGCUAAACAAGUACAAUUUACAAACUAUCUUGAUAUAUAACAUUUAAGCCCAAAGUAUACUUAGAUUUUGACGCAAACGUUCAGCGUCUACAUACAGAAAAAAGUUUUUUACCUUUGUCUCCUGUUGCUUAGCAGGGAUUACAUCUUCUUCUAACACAUCUUCAUGACAACAAAGGCUCAAAUGUGAGUGUUGCCACCUUGUGGACACACUAAUUAGUGCAAUUAAUUCCAGGCGCAUGAGCAUUCUGCACUAUCAAAGAUGUGCGGUUAGAAAAAUUGGGCUGUGUUUGUUCAGCGCCCUGCUGAUGACAAGAUUUGCGGCACGCAUCCUGUACGUGGACGCUCAGCGUUUGCGUGUGGCCGAAGUAAACUUUGGGCUUUACAGUUGAAUAGAGACUUGUGGUUUCUCCUGAUGGGAUGGUUUAAACUUUUAAGUCAACAUGAAAGCAAAAUUGACCCUAUUUACUUUCUUAAUUCACUCUGCAUAUUUCUUCAGUGCAUACUAUUCCAAAAUGUCAUAGCUGUAAAAACUGUAAUGCAAAAAAAGGCUCUGCCUCUGAAACGGCAUUCCUCGUUGGCUGACAUCACCUAGAUUUAGUCAUUGUUUUAGGUUACUGUUGGAGUUAAUAUAAUCAUUCUGAAAUCUUGCUACUUUAGUUGACACAAUUUAAUUUUGCUGAAAGGUGCUGUAUGUAAGAUUCAGAAACCCUUGUUAUUAUUGACACCUGUGGCCGUUAAGUGAACUGCAGCAGUUACCUGUUGCUCGUGCUCCAUAGGGACUCAAGCGAGCGAGCAUCCAAAACAAUGACGUAACAUACAAAGAUACUGAACGUGAUUCACUGACAUCGUGCUGACAGAUGAGGUAGCAUAAUUAAAAUUACACAGUUAUGAUUGAUUUACUACAAACUUUGAGAAUAAACUAAAACUACUUAUCAGCUAACAUAGCGAUAGCAUACUGAUACACACAUACAGCUACAUACUACUGAACAAUACCAGACAGUUUACUGUUGCACUGCAGAUAUGUUGCACUAUUGUAUGUUUUGUGUGUCACAUGUUGUACUGCGAAUAAGAAACCAGCGUAUUUGCUUAAAUUUAUCCUGUGUACCUGACUUUUAGCAUAAAGAGAUAAGUAGAGGUAGAUUGCAAUUCGUCAGCAUUAGCAGGCAAGAUCAAGUUAGCUAAAAUGAUACAGAUCAAUCCUUAUGGCACUAUAUUUCACAUGAUUUACAGUUAUGUAAGCUUACCUGUCCAAUAAGAAGAACACCAAUUGAGGGUCGGGUUUGACCCCCAAAACUGAACGAAGGUUCCUCCAGGAAUCAAAUGCCCUGCCGAUGUUCACUCUAGUUUUCGCUCGACCACGAUCGUGUUCCUGCUUAGCCAGAUGGGAUUCAGUAGAUAAAUGUUAGUUUUUUUGGCUUACUCUGAAUUUGUGUAGGAGUCGGUGUUGUGCCGGGAGCCGGACGUUUGCUGUAUUCCACCUUGAAGAUAACGUUACCUACUGUUACAGUUUGUUGUCGCUGUUGAAUGGCGGAAGAGAAGCUAUUACUGUCUGAUGCAAGGCUCUCGGGAGAGCGCAUAAACGUCACAUCCUUUGGAUUUUCCCGGCAAAAGCAUCCCGCUCCCUUCACAUGAAAAUCAGUCUACAGGCUUUAAUAGGCAACCUUGGAAGUCCGGGAAGGGCUCGUUUUUUAGUUGUGUUACAAGCCGUUCACACAUUGGCAAAAAAAAGGCAAAUAUUACAUUAAUUGUUACAUAUUGCACCUUAAUGUAAUGAAAGUUACUACAAUAAUAGCAAGUUACAAUUGGAUUAGAAAAAGUGUUACCAUUAGAAUGAUUUUGUAGUCAAGUACUCUGCCUCUAACCCACAUUAAAUGAGUAAUUCAUUACUCGUUAAAUAAAAUGCAAGUUCAAAUGUAAAAAGUAUAACACGUACGUGAAAUUUCGAUUUAGUUGAUUCACAAACGCUACCAAGAACUGUUUCAAAAUAAGAUGACUUCAACAAACUAUGCUUUUCUUCUUGGAAAAAAUUAAAUGAACAAUAUUCAUUAAUAAAAAAAGAUUAAAAAAUGUAAACGGUUAAAAAACUAUUUUACGCACCUGGACCUUACAUUUGAAACCAAAAGUGAUGGUAUUUAUGUAAUGCAUAUCACAUUGUGGCAGGGCGGAGGGCGGGACCGGGUCGUGAUUCCACACUCCCGGCCCCUAAUCAGGCUAAUCAAGCCUUAGAGAGGGAUAAAGGCCGACAGGAAGCUGCAGUGCGACAGAGACAGAUUUACAGAAAGCUGUCCGACACUUUUGUAUGUUUGUGUAUUUUUGUUUCAGUUUUAUAUUAAACUAUUAUAUUGUCAAGCCGGUUCUCGCCUCCUCCUUUCCAUUUGUCCCUUUACACACAUUUGUAUAAUUUCAAAAGUUGUUAAUCCGAGUUUCUUGUAACGCUUCACUUAUUCUUUCAACCAUAAAACCAGAUCCUCAUCCGUUGGUUUUGCAUGACUCCAACAAGAAACGAAUAGAGUAGAAUUAAUAAGAAUCAAAAUAUUACAAUUAUU
Molecule: messenger RNA, 4550 nt
Organism: Xyrauchen texanus (razorback sucker)
Lineage: Eukaryota; Metazoa; Chordata; Actinopteri; Cypriniformes; Catostomidae
Gene: zbtb43
Product: zinc finger and BTB domain containing 43
Exons: 2
Coding region: 407-1708 (433 amino acids)
Biological process (GO): regulation of transcription by RNA polymerase II
Molecular function (GO): DNA-binding transcription factor activity, RNA polymerase II-specific; protein binding; RNA polymerase II cis-regulatory region sequence-specific DNA binding
Source: RefSeq, a predicted model, not a curated record